Sorex fumeus (smoky shrew) is the source of this 1508-nucleotide messenger RNA. It is a transcript of the gene AHSG, whose product is annotated as alpha 2-HS glycoprotein. Gene Ontology annotation, cellular component: extracellular matrix; blood microparticle; extracellular region. Gene Ontology annotation, biological process: negative regulation of endopeptidase activity. NCBI's taxonomy places the organism in Eukaryota, Metazoa, Chordata, Mammalia, Eulipotyphla, Soricidae. The transcript has 7 exons. Bases 92 to 1153 code for a protein of 353 amino acids. Gene Ontology annotation, molecular function: cysteine-type endopeptidase inhibitor activity. The record is from RefSeq and is a predicted model, not a curated record.
UUAUCCAUCCACCUUUCCCAGAGCAACACUUGGGCUGGUCCUGAAGCUUCCAGCCACCAACCACUUGCCAGGGAGCCUUUCUGGAGUGACCAUGAAGUCGCUCUUCCUGCUCUUGUGCCUUCCUCUGCUCACAGACUGCAGGUCUGUCCCGCUGAGCGUAAGGAAUCCCACUGAGCUAGCAGGCUCUAGGGAACUGGACUGUGAUGACCCAGAAUCAGAGCAAGCAGCCCAGGUGGCCGUGGACUACAUCAACAGCAACCGUCAGCUGGGCUACAAGCACACUCUGAACCAGAUCGACAAAGUGAGAGUGUGGCCUCGGAGGCCCAAAGGGGAGAUCUACGAGCUGGAACUAGACACGCUGGAAACCACAUGCCACGCACUGGACCCCACCCCACUGGCCAACUGCUCUGUGAGGCAACUGGCACAGCACGCUGUGGAAGGGGACUGUGACAUGCAGUUGCUGAAACAGGACGGCCAGUUUUCUGUGAUUUUUGCAAAAUGUGAUUCCACUCCAGACUCUGCCGAGGAUGUGCGCAAGGUGUGCCCGAACUGCCCACUGCUGGCCCAGCUCAAUGACACCAGGGUGGUGCACGCUGUGGAUGCUGCACUGGCCGCCUUCAACGGGCAGAGCAACGGCUCCUAUUUUCAGCUGGUGGAGGCUUCCCGGGCUCAACUUGUGACUGUUCCACCCUCUACCUAUGUGGAGUUUGCUGUGGCUGCCACUGACUGUGUUGCAAAGGAUGUCACAAACCCAGCCACGUGUAACAUGCUGGCAGAGAGGCAAUAUGGCUUCUGUAAGGCCACAGUCACUGAGAAGGUCAACGGGGAAGAUGUUGCUGUAACCUGCACAGUGUUCCAAGCACAGCCCCAAGCAGAUGCAGGGGCCUCCAACCCAGUGAACUCAGCUUCGCCCGCACCUUCUCCAGCUGACCCAGCCCCGGCUGCCAUUGUGGUAGGACCCGUGGUGAUGUCAGUUCCCCCAGGACCUCCACUGAAUCGGGAACACUAUGACCUGCGCCAUUCCUUCUCAGGUUUCACGUCAGUGGAGUCAGCAUCAGGAGAAACAUUCCCCAAAAUGAAAAAACCCAAGUCAGCUCCUGUUGGUCCAGUGGUUCGCCCGUGCCCUGGGAGAAUCAGAUACUUUAAGGUCUAAAUGAAGGUCACUGUCACUGUCACUGUCCUCCCGUUCAGAGAUAAGAAUUUUGGGCACUCAGAACACAAUCCCUAUGUGCCCAAGUACCAGGAACCUUGUCUAAUGCUAGGGCAAGUGCUAACUGACUCAGAGGACAGAAGCAAAGGGCAGAAUGGUGAGUUUGAUGGAAAGCAUUAGGCUGACAACUUAGUUCUCAUUGUUUGGAUGCUCACUCAAUAUUGUUGUGGUCUCUUUCUUCUGGGUGACCUGAACUGAUAAUUGGAACUGUAACUUUUAGAGGUGCUAUUUUCAAGUUUAUACCUGCUUAUUAAUAAAAGUGCCUGAGGAACCUUCCUUAAAAAGGUUCUAAGCUCUA